Neodiprion fabricii is the source of this 3028-nucleotide messenger RNA. It is a transcript of the gene CPT2, whose product is annotated as carnitine O-palmitoyltransferase 2, mitochondrial. The coding region runs from base 237 to 2246 and encodes 669 amino acids. The record is from RefSeq and is a predicted model, not a curated record. Gene Ontology annotation, cellular component: mitochondrion. Gene Ontology annotation, biological process: fatty acid beta-oxidation. Gene Ontology annotation, molecular function: carnitine O-palmitoyltransferase activity. The transcript is spliced from 7 exons. NCBI's taxonomy places the organism in Eukaryota, Metazoa, Arthropoda, Insecta, Hymenoptera, Diprionidae.
CAGCAUUUUGCUGUCCGUGGAAAUCUAACUACAGACGUAUGUCCAAUGCUUAUUGUGUGAAAAAUGCGUGACGGAAUGGUGACGUCAGAAACGAAGUGCAGAGAUUGACUAGCAAAAACAAGUGAAUGCUAAUGAAUUGAACGUACAAUUCGUGCAUCUGUCAAUCGAUCACAUUCGCGAAUAAAAACUCAAGAUUGUUGCUAGCGAAAAAAUUGUUUCGAGACUCACUGAACAAGAUGUCGUUACUCGUUGCAAAGAGGCUAAAACCGAUAUACGUUAAGAUUAACGGAUGCACUAUUUUACUACCCCUACAACGACCUAGAAGUACACAAACUGCAGCUCAGAUUCGUUCCAAAGAUGACGACGAUUAUGAGUACAUACAGAAAAGUAUACUCAACACAAUGCGAUUUCAAGGUGGCUUACCUCGCCUCCCGAUACCAGAGCUGAAAAAAACAUGCGAGCGAUAUCUAAGUGCACAAAAACCGAUACUGAUAGAGGAACAAUUUAAACAUACAGAGUCAUGUGUUCAGCGAUUCUUAGUUGGCGACGGACCAAAGCUCCAAACAGGGUUAAAGCUGACAAAUUUCAGGAAAAGACACACCAGUUACAUAACCGAGUAUUGGUUCGACAUGUAUUUGAGGGAUCGUAAACCCCUGCCAAUAAAUUAUAAUCCAUUUAUGGUAUUUACACCAGAGAGAGAUCCGCGGUACGAGAAUCAGCUUGUCAAGUCGACGAAUCUCCUUAUCUCUUCUAUUAGAUUUAUGAAAUCUCUAAGAGACAGAGUUCUGGAACCCCAUGUGUAUCAUAUGUUUCCUGAGAAGACUGACAAUGAAAAGUACAGGAAAGUCAUGCGAUUAGUGCCUUCAUCUUUGUCCUUCUACGGAUCCAUGCUGUUAUUUAAGGCUUUUCCAUUAGAUAUGUCGCAAUAUGACAACCUUUUUCAUUCGACGAGAAUUCCUGAGUUAGAAAAAGACAUGAUACAAAUCGACAAUACAACAAGACAUGUGGUCGUCAUGAGGAAAGGACAUUUUUAUACUUUCAACGUAUUGGAUGAAAAUGACCACAUUUAUCCGCCGAAAGAAAUAGCCUCUAGUUUGAAAUUCAUCCUUUCUGACGAUGGAGACGCAGCACGUAAUCCUAUCGGCGUAUUAACGACAACUGAGCGUGAUUCGUGGGCUGUAACAAGGCACCAUUUGUCAGAAAUUGGAAACUACGAUUUACUCAAAACGAUAGAUUCAGCUAUUAUGUUAUUAGUUUUAGACGAGGAAUCUGUAGCUACUGAUUACAAAAAACUUUUAAGGACGUUCUUACAUGGAAGCGGUCUUAACAGAUGGUUUGAUAAAUCAUUCUCUCUGAUCGUGGCAAAGGAUGGAACAGCUGGCGUCAAUUUUGAACACUCCUGGGGUGAUGGUGUCGCUGUUUUAAGGUACUUUGAGGAUGUAAAAAAGGAUAUAGAUGAAAAGCCGAGAUUCCACCCUGAAGAUGUAGAUUCAAUAUCGUCAAAUGCAACUGUUAGAAAAUUGAGCGUUAUUUCUGAUAACAAAAUCGAUGCGGCAAUUGCAGAAGCCAAGAAACAAUAUAACGAGUGGAUUCAGGAGCUUGGAGUGGAUUACUACAUUUAUGGCGGAUUUGGGAAGAAGGAGUGUAAAACGUUUGGUGUUAGUCCUGAUGCAAUAAUGCAGCUGGCUUUUCAGUUGGCUCACUAUAAACAAGAACGAGAAAUGGUCGCUACUUACGAAUCUUGUAGCACAGCAGCAUUCAAACAUGGGCGAACAGAAACGAUCAGAUCUUGCACUCUCGAAACUAAAGCGCUAUGUGAGGCAAUUACAAAUUCUUCUUCAAUCAUCUCGAAUGCUGAAUUAAAGAAGAUGAUUAUUAAUUGCAGCGUCACUCAUAGCAGAUUGACUAGAGAGGCGGCUCUAGGACAAGGCUUUGACCGGCAUUUAUUUGCAUUAAACAAAGCGUGGAAGAAAGCCGGUAUACAAAAACCAGCAAUUUUUGAGGACCCUUCCUACGAAACCUUGAAUCACAACAUCCUUUCCACAUCUACUCUGUCGAGUCCAGCUGUUGCUGCUGGAGCAUUUGGCCCUGUGGUCAAAAACGGCUACGGCAUUGGGUACAUGAUUCAAGACAACAGACUUGGUGCUGUAGCAACGAGUUAUCAAGAUCAACGUAACACAAGCGAUUAUAUACAGAAUUUAAAGUCUGCCAUUAAAGAUAUUCACAAUAUAUUCUUGGCGAAAUAACUCCGACAUAAAAUAUUCAUGGCCGAAAGUGUUUCACCCAAGGAAUAUCCAGUUUUUUGCUUUAAGAAUACACAAGAAUUUUGUUUCGGUUUAACCGGAAAAGAAAAAGAUCAAAAGUGAAUUUCAACUCGCUUGAAAUUUGCUUUUGGAAAUAUUUCUAGAUUUUCAACAAUUUGUUUGAUUGAUAUUCAGCAAGGGAUUUUGAUUAAGACAACAGUUUUCCUACUUUAUGCAUAAUUUCCAGACAAUUUUUGUCAAGCUCAAUUCUCAUGAUAAAUGAAAGCCUGGUAUACGUAUGAUCGUCGAAUUACUUGUCAGAGAGCAUGUUGUGAUUAUGUAUAGAAUAUUAAAGACUAUAUUUUAUUAUAUUUGCAUUGUAAUUUAUAUGUUAAAUAUAUGAAUUUGUAAUUCACAUUUUUGUUACACGAAUUGAAUCUGAAUGGAAUUAUUGUACCUUUAAACACCGUAAAAGAUUCUAUUUGCCUUUUUUUGUUUUUUCGUUGUUACUGUGAAUCUGGCGAGUAUAUUCAAUUUCGGGACUCAAUUGAAAAGUAUAAUAUAGAAUUUGAGGCUCUUAUUUUAGUUGUUUUAUUAUUUAAUACCUAACGAUACGAUUUAUUCAUCAUACCUUGCUAAGCUCCAUCUAACAUUAUUUACACUACGGUUCACUGCAUUUUAUUAGGUAAUAGACUAUAGAUGAUACCAGAUAAUACUUUACGUAACUUUCCUUACUGGCUAAUUGAAUUUACACGUAACGGAGGAGCUAUGAAAUAGCAAAGAAA